GCGCUAAGAUUUGGGGAGAAGUUGACCAAACACAACAACCAAAAAGGUCUAACCUGCUCAACUGCCCUGGCACGACAACAGGGCACCCAAUUCAACAAGUUUCGACCUGCCAAGAACAGGAUCGUCACUAGUACAAAUCAUAAUAGCCACAAAACCACUUUCGAUGUGAAGACACGCUCCCACCAGUCGUCAGUCGAAAUCGAAGCCAGAGACAAUGGUGGCAGCUUAUCAUCACGUGGCCACGCGCUGCCUUGCCCUGCCCCUGGCCUUCAUGGCGGCCGGGGUCCUGGCGUGGCAGUGCGCGGCGCAGUCCGGCCCGGGCUGCAUGCCGGAGCUCGUCAGCCUGAACCCGUGCAUGGACUACAUGUCCGGCAACGAGACAGCGCCAGACGGGCCGUGCUGCUCGGCCGUGUCGGGCAUGCUGCGCUCCAGCCCGGGCUGCCUCUGCAUGGUGGUCGGCGGCACGGCCGCGUCGCUCGGCGUCGCCGUCGACGCCGACCGCGCGCUCCGGCUGCCCGCGGCGUGCAAGGUCCAGGCCCCGCCUGCCAGCCAGUGCAACGCCGUGGGAGUUCCAGUGCCGUCUCCGGCGGCGGGGACGGCGUCGCCCGGGGAUCCGGCGGCGGCGACGCCGUCGGACGCCAACGUCACGCCUGCAGGGUCUGGAUCGAAGGCUACACCGGCGUCCACCCUUCCAUACUCUGACGGAAACGAUAGCAAACCAGGAACGUUCUUCGUCUUCGCCGUCGUUGCACUGGCGCUGCUCCAUCGUUUCUAAGAUGCGACAGCUUCUUGUGUUUAUCAUGGACGGUCAACUUGUACAGUUGGGGAUGUUUGCCUUGCCCAGAGGGACAGAACACUGUCUGUGUUGAUGUGCACUUGGGCAUUUUCAGUUAGCGAUCACUCUAGCUUUUUGUUCACACGUUAAAGCUCGAUGGAGGACGUGAUUUGUAGUGUCUCAGGAAUGAUGUCAUGGUUAUGAUGUGUUUGGCGGCUAAUCGAACAGGUCAAUCGGAUUUACGUAUUUCCGAGAA
Sorghum bicolor (sorghum) is the source of this 1031-nucleotide messenger RNA. RefSeq names its product non-specific lipid transfer protein GPI-anchored 2. The transcript has 3 exons. NCBI's taxonomy places the organism in Eukaryota, Viridiplantae, Streptophyta, Magnoliopsida, Poales, Poaceae. The coding region runs from base 215 to 775 and encodes 186 amino acids. The record is from RefSeq and is a predicted model, not a curated record.